This is a messenger RNA of Arachis ipaensis, 989 nucleotides long. The record is from RefSeq and is a predicted model, not a curated record. Lineage: Eukaryota; Viridiplantae; Streptophyta; Magnoliopsida; Fabales; Fabaceae.
UUCUCUCUCUCUCACUCACUCAGACUUCAUGCCCAACCAGCAGCCAGCGCCCAGCCCCGCCGUCGCCGAACUCUUCUCCUCUACGUCGUCGCCUCUGGACUUGCAGAUCGAAGCUUGUGGCCGUCUUCUCUACGUCCGCAUAGUCUCCUCUUCAAUCCCGAUCAGUUUGAUUCCUCCCUCGCUGGUAAGUUUGCUCGAUCCUCGUCUCUGUCUUGCCUUUCCUCCCUCGCCGUCAGCUUGGUUUCUCUCUCGCGGGUUUCGUUCCUCUGUCACCAUAUAACCUUGAUAAUGAACGUGGAUGGUGAAUUGCCGAAUAUAAAGAGGUGGAUUGUGUUGUACCCUGUUUACAUGAAUUCUAAGAAGACGAUGGCAGAAGGAAGACGAAUUGGACUCAGCAAAGCUUGCGAGAAUCCCACGUGUGCUGAAAUUGGCGAUUGCUGCAGCUAUCUGAAACUCCCUUUUGCAAUUGAGAUUGACAAGGCUUACCCGCGUGAUUUCAUGCAAAAAGGGAGAGUGAGGGUGUUACUAAAGAAGGAAGAUGGCACUCUUUUUAAUCCCACUAUCUCAUCCAGAAAACAGCUAAUGCUUCGUGUUGCAGACAUGGUACCCAAACAUCAUGGAAGGACAAAGAAGCAGGAGGCGGCUGUGUCAACAUCAAAUGCAGGAGCUUCCAACAAAUCUGGGAAAGGUGGAAAAAAGAGGAGAUAAUAUUUAAAAAUAUUAUCUUAAUUAUUGGAUGUAUUGUUGUAGGGGUAAUUUGUCCUAAUUGAGUUCAAGUUUUACCACCCGAAUGAGUGUCCAUGUAUUUAUGAACCUUCACCAAACAGUUUCAAGGGUCGUGCACUUGAUUAUAGGACAUUUUAUUCAUAUAAUCCAAUAUUGGUAAAACUCUUUUUCUUCCCUUUUGUGGAGGGAAGAAUCACAUUAUGUUUGUGCUUUACAACCAAGAAACAACUAAUAGAACAUGCAUUUUGUUUUUUCUGGACCCA